Phragmites australis (common reed) is the source of this 5704-nucleotide messenger RNA. RefSeq names its product DNA-directed RNA polymerase I subunit 1. Bases 527 to 5521 code for a protein of 1664 amino acids. The transcript has 21 exons. Gene Ontology annotation, molecular function: DNA binding; DNA-directed RNA polymerase activity. Lineage: Eukaryota; Viridiplantae; Streptophyta; Magnoliopsida; Poales; Poaceae. Gene Ontology annotation, biological process: DNA-templated transcription. Gene Ontology annotation, cellular component: RNA polymerase I complex. The record is from RefSeq and is a predicted model, not a curated record.
CCUCAGUCCUCACCCCGUCAGCCGCCAGUCCGCCACACGCACGCCCACACCCGACAGCGGCACCGGCGCACAGCCCCUGCCCCCGCCGUCUCUCGCUCCCGCACCUCGCGCCCCCGCCGCCUCUCGCACCACGCGCUCCCGCCACCUCCCGCACGGCGUACCUCCGCCGCCUCUCGCCGCCUCCAGCACCGCUCAACGACGCCUCCAGGAACGGCGCCGCCCCCCGACGCCUCCAGGACCGCUGCCGGCCCCCGACGCCUCCAGGACCGCCACCGUCGCCAGCCCUCGACGCCUAGGUCCGCCGCCAGCCUUCCGCCAACGCCCGCCGCCUCUAUCUCCAGAUUCACCGCCGGCCCGCCACCUCCAGCUCCAGAUCCGCCGCCGGCCCGCCUCUAGCUCCAGUUUGCUUCUGAACUUUGAAUUGCUUGAAAUGGUCGGUUCAGCACUUCAGCUCAUGCCCUGGUAGGAACUUCCUCGUGCCCUCUAGAAUCUAGCGAGGAGGAAGAGCACACACGCGAGUUCUAGCAUGGCUGACGGGAGGACCAAUGAGGCAGCAUCAGAGGAAGUGGAUUCCAUCCACUUCAGUUUCUAUGGUGAUGAUGAAAUUAAGAGGAUCAGCGUUAAAAAGAUCACCAUGUCAGAGCGCCUUGAUGCCAAGAACUGUCCUGUUCCAGGUGGAUUACUGGACCCUGCAAUGGGACCCAUCAAUGAUACUGAUACGUGCAAGAGUUGUGGUCAGCAUUCUGUUCGUUGCCCAGGUCAUUUUGGUCACAUUGAGUUGGCAAAGCUGUUGUUUAAUCCAAUGCUAUUUAUGAGUCUGAAAAACCUUCUCCAAGUAACAUGCUUCCAUUGUCACAAGUUCCGCUUGAGCAAGGAACAGGUUGACAGAUAUGUGAAUGAACUUGAACUUUUAGUAAAGGGUAAUGUUGCCCAUGCUAAAAAUUUGGAAGACUCAGGUAAAGAAUCAUCUCUUUCAGAGGAAGGUGAUGACAUUAAUGAAGCCACUUCAGGGGAUAAAUCAUCUCCUGAGAAAGAUAAGAAAACCUGGACAUCGAUCCAAUUGAAAGAGGUCCUGUCUCUUUUUUCCAAGGUAAUGAAAAAGAGACAGAAGAAGUGUGCCAAAUGCGACAUGAAGAGUCCAACAAUCACAAGCCCUAUAUAUGGUUGGCUGAUCAAGGGGACAAGUGCUUCCGUUGUAAGAGCAAAUGCGAUUACUGAUUUUAAAUUGAAGGGAGAUGGUGAUGUUCGUGACUCAGGAGAAACUGGUGUUUCCGGUCUUGAUGAGGAGCGAACUUCACCUGGAAAGGUGUCCAAAGGAUCAAUCAAUGAAAUGAGACGACUUUCUGAUGACACAAUUAAAGAAAUGGUGGCAUCAUCAGGAAAGAAGCAUCUUUUGCCUACAGAGGUUGAAUCCAUUCUCAAGGAUUUAUGGAAAAAUGAAGCCAGGUUCUGCAUGUUACUAUGUGACUUCCAGCAGAAUACAUUAAGUGCAUCAGAAAAGAGAAGGGGCUAUGAGAUGUUCUUCUUGAGUAGUCUCCUUGUGGCACCAAAUAGAUUCCGUCCCUCAACUAGCUCUAGUCUUGGAAUUAUGGAACAUCCACAAAAUGUUCUGCUAGGUAAAGUGCAAGAAGCCAAUCUUGCACUACAGCGUAACAGUGCCGGUCCUAAUCAUAUGGAUGUUCUUAGAAGAUGGAUGGAUCUACAAAGAAGUGUAAAUGUGUUGUAUGACAGUAGCAGAGGCCUGGUACAAAGCGAGAAGAAUGCUCAUGGUAUACGGCAAUUAUUGGAAAAGAAAGAAGGAAUUCUUCGACAGAAGAUGAUGGGGAAGAGAGUUAAUUAUGCAUGCCGAUCUGUUAUAUCUCCUGAUCCAUACUUGGCUGUUAACGAAAUCGGAAUUCCUCCUGUUUUUGCGACACGCUUAACGUAUCCUGAGAAAGUAACACCCUGGAAUGCCAAAAAGCUCCAAGAAGCUAUAAAGAAUGGUGCUGAAAUUCAUCCAGGUGCAACACAUUACAGGGACAACAAUAACAUGUAUAAGUUACAGGCAGCCCCUACCAAACGCCGUGCCAUUGCUAAGAUGCUACCUGCAUCCAGAGGAUCAAUUUCACAGGCAGGGAAAGACCCUAAGUGCGAAUUUGAAAGCAAGGUUGUAUAUCGACAUCUUCAAGAUGGUGACAUUGUACUUGUCAACAGACAGCCUACACUUCACAAGCCUAGCAUGAUGGCUCAUUUUGUUCGUGUGUUGCCUGGAGAAAAGACACUACGAAUGCACUAUGCCAAUUGCAGCACCUACAAUGCCGAUUUUGACGGAGAUGAGAUGAAUGUACACUUUCCCCAAGAUGAAAUAUCUCGUGCUGAGGCCAUCAAUAUUGUUGACGCGAACAAGCAAUACAUUGGUCCUAGGAGUGGGGAUGCUGUCAGAGGUCUCAUACAGGACCAUAUUGUUAGUGCUGUACUGCUGACAAAACUGGACACAUUUUUAAGCCGUGAAGAAUAUAGUCAGCUUGUCUAUGGGUCUUGUGUGCCCUCCUCAGCUUUUAGCUCUCGUCAACCUGGUAAAAAGGUGUCUGCUAUUAAGGAUGAUGAUACAUUACAACUUCUCCCUCCUGCUAUUUUGAGGCCAAAGCCCUUAUGGACGGGAAAACAGGUUAUAACAACCAUCUUGAACCAUUUAACAAAAGGCCACCCUCCAUUUACUGUGGAGCAGAAGGGAAAAAUUGAAAAAAAAUAUCUAAUCCCUAGAGAACGCCAUGGUGCUAAAGAUACAGCUAGAGAUCCUUCUGAACAGGUUUUAUAUAUUCACGAUAAUGAGCUCAUAAAGGGCAUGAUAGAUAAGGCCCAGUUCGGAAAGUACGGGAUAGUUCAUACAGUUCAUGAGCUUUAUGGUGCAGAUACAGCUGGAAUACUUCUCUCAACAUUCAGCCGCCUGUUUACACUGUUCUUGCAGUUGCACGGGUUUACUUGUGGAGUAGAUGAUCUGCUACUAUGCCAAGAGUCCGAUAAACGGAGAAGGGAAAUUUUGGGGACAAGUGAACAGUGCAGUGAAGAAAUCCAUAGGAAAUUUACACAAACUGGAAAUGAUCUUGAAGAUCCGGUAAAAUUGCAAUUGGAGGUUGAGAAAGUUGUAAGAAGGAAUGGAGAAUCUGCCACAGUUAUCUUGGACCGAAUGAUGUCUAGUGCUCUAAACGUGAUAACAUCCAAAGUCAAUCAAAAAUUAUUUCCUUAUGGUCUACAAAAGCCUUUUCCUGGAAAUUGCUUCUCUCUUAUGACUGCAACUGGAGCUAAAGGUGGCUUGGUUAACAUGACACAAAUAUCAUCAUUGCUAGGCCAACAAGAGUUAGAAGGAAAGCGUGUUCCACGGAUGGUUUCUGGGAAGACUUUACCAUGUUUUCCGCCGUGGGAUACUUCUUCCAGAGCUGGUGGUUUCAUCAGUGAUCGAUUUCUAACUGGUCUCCGCCCUCAAGAGUAUUACUUUCACUGUAUGGCGGGCAGAGAGGGGUUGGUUGACACAGCAGUCAAAACAUCUCGCAGUGGAUAUCUUCAGCGUUGUCUUAUCAAAAGUCUGGAAUCGUUGAAAGUCUCGUAUGAUCACACCGUACGUGAUGUUGAUGGAUCAAUUGUACAGUUCUGCUAUGGAGAAGAUGGAGUUGAUGUGCAUAAAAGUAGCUUUCUAAACAAGUUCAAAGAACUUGCUGAUAACAGAAAAGCUGUCUUUGACAAGCUUGGAGGUCACAAUCAAGAUCACAUGUUAUCAAAAUCUAAUGGCUACAUUACUAAACUGCCUGAGAAGUUGAUUGAUCUUGCAAUGGAGUUUCAUAAGCUCUCAAAAGAAGAGAAACAGUGUCGCUACGACAUUAAGAAGGAGGAACUAAUGAAGUUACUGAAAGUCAAAUACCUAUAUAGUCUUGUAGAUCCUGGCGAGGCUGUCGGUGUGAUCGCUGCUCAGUCAAUAGGAGAACCUUCAACUCAGAUGACUCUCAACACUUUUCAUCAUGCUGGAAGGGGUGAGAUGAACGUAACACUAGGGAUACCUCGGUUAAAAGAAAUACUAAUGACUGCAUCAGCUAGUAUUAGUACGCCUUUUAUGAAGUGUCCUCUGCAUGAAUGUAGGACUAGGGAUGAUGCUGAACGAGUGGCUGCAAAACUUAGGAGGGUUCGUGUGGCUGAUAUUGUGGAGAGAAUUGAAGUAUGCACAGUUCCUUUUUACAACAAUAAUGGGCACGUUUCAACCCUGUACAAGUUACAGAUGAAACUCUACCCACAAGAGCGUUACCCUCCUCAGUCAGAUCUUACAGUAGAUGAGUGUCAGGCAACAUUAAGCACAGUUUUUGUUGAUGCAAUGGAACAUGCAAUCGGAAAGCAUCUAGAUUUGCUAUACAAAAUUAAUCAAAUCCGUGCUGUUAAGGUAAAAGAUACAGAUGGCUCAUUAUCAGAUGGAGUUGAAGAAUCUGAAAGUAGACCUGCUGAUGGAGAAGACACUGGUCUGAGUGAUGGUGAUGAUGAGAAUGAUAAUGACGAUGACUUGGGAACUGAUGCAGAAAAGAGGAAACAGCAAGAGAAAGAUGAGAUGGAGUAUGACGAUGAUACUGAAAACGAAGAGGGAAUGUAUAGUGAAUCUGAAGAAGAGACCAAAGUUAAACCUCAGAGUGAGGAUGGUCCAGCAGAGUCUGGUGAAGAUCCUCAAGAGGCUGAGGAAGGACACAAGAUCUCAAAGUCUGAGAUGGCUUCAGUGGAUGAUGUGUUGUCAUAUUCUGCUAAAAAGGGGAAAAAAUCAGAAGAUAAGCACGAGAGAGCUAAACUCCAAGAGGUAAAUCAAACCGAGGAAAGAUCAGAUGGGCGGAAACAGGAUCAAACGACCCAGAAGCGCAGGAAGAAGCUACAACGUACUGUCCAUGUUGAAACCACAGAUUUGAAUUUUGAGAUUCACUACGCCUUUCAUGAUGAACCUCAUAUUUUACUAGCUCAGAUUGCCCAGAAGACAGCUAGGUCCAUUUUUGUCAAGGCCUGUAAUAAUAUCGAUCGAUGCACAGUUGUUGAGCCAGAGAAGAAAGGUAGCCCUAUACUUCUACAAACGGCAGGAGUGAACUUCGAAGUACUCUGGAAUCUUGAGGAAUACCUCGACAUCAAGAUGGCCAGAUCAAAUGAUAUACAUGCAAUGUUGAACACGUAUGGGGUGGAGGCCGCAAGGACCACCAUCAUCGAUGAAGUGAGCGGUGUGUUCGGCGCCUACGGUAUCCUCGUGAACACGAGGCACCUGAGCAUGAUUGCAGAUUUCAUGACCUUCGACGGUGGCUAUCGACCGAUGAACCGGCUAGGGAUGGGUCAAUUCAGCACCUCGCCAUUUGGCAAGAUGACCUUUGAGACUGCGACCAAAUUCAUCGUGGAAGCGGCUACUCAUGGGGAGUCUGACACGCUGGAAUGCCCCUCGGCAAGUGUCUGCCUUGGGAAACCAGCGAAGGUGGGAACUGGCAGCUUUGGCUUGCUGCAGAAUCUUGGCUUGGAGCAGCCCAUGGUAAUGUAAACCUGCGUUUGGCACGACUGAUCGGACUGCCUGCUGUAGUCCACAAAUUUUUGAAGCUUGCCUUUUCAGAUAAAUCUGUAUUACUGAAAAACUGCUAAUAUAUGAUAGUGGCAGAAGAGAUAAAUCUGUGUUACGACUUGAUCUUUCAUUUUUGGAAAAGAACAAAAGACCCAGCUUCUUAGC